This is a messenger RNA of Lindgomyces ingoldianus, 648 nucleotides long. RefSeq lists its product as uncharacterized. The record is from RefSeq and is a predicted model, not a curated record. Bases 1 to 648 code for a protein of 215 amino acids. The transcript is spliced from 3 exons. NCBI's taxonomy places the organism in Eukaryota, Fungi, Ascomycota, Dothideomycetes, Pleosporales, Lindgomycetaceae.
AUGUCCAAUAUAUUAUUGUUUCCGCCGUCCUCAACUCUUCCAAGUAUCUACUCCCCUCCCUACGCCAAGUUCGCCGCUCCCGGGGCUGACGCGCCCUCCACACUCCCUCCGAGACUUCUCCUCACCAUGGUCCAUUUCACCCCCGAAACGCGAGAACGGAUUCUUCCAACGCCGACCGAACCUGCCCCGCUCUUGACUUUCCCCGAGAUACGGUUACUGAUGAAGGAGAUGGCAGACGAUGCUGAUACUAUCAUCGAGCUAGUCCACAACAUCAUCCGUGGCUUCUUGGAGACAGAAUAUUCCUCAUAUAGCCAAGGCCUCAUCAGGACCUUCGUCAAAAGUGAUGAAGUACUUACGAGCCAAGUCGUCCGCAUACAACAAACGUAUGGCACCGAUAUCUUGGAGGAGAGGAUUAUUGAUUCCACACCAUUGUUUGCAGCUGCUAAAAAUAAGGCCAUGGAACAAAAUCGUACGCGACGAGUUAUGGUAAAAGAGGGGAAAGACCGGGAAAGACAGUGUGCGGCUAAGAUGCAACGAAGGCUUCAGCGGUUAAGGUCCGAUGAGAGUAUCCGAUCAGUCGACACGGUUAUUCAAGCUCCGAAAUUGGAGGGAGCACGGGGAGCAAUAGUGGCAUGGCCUGACCUCUGA